UGGUUUCACAUCACUGUCAUUGUGAGCAUCGGACUGCUGAGUAUUCUCCUCAUCUCCCUGCGCUUCAACUCACCGUCACCCUGGAUAGAGGGGAGAGAGAACUUACUGGAUGAACUCGUUGAAUUGACACUUCAGGGCUGGAUGCUUCACGACAAGAGUCUCUACCGUGUUUCUACUACUAAGAAGGGCUGGAGGGCCAGUAGAGAAGACUGUCAGAAGAAAAAGGCAGACCUGGUGGUCAUCAACAGCAGAGAAGAACUGGCGUUUGUCAGCAGAUUGAUGGGUUCUUCCUGGAUUGGACUGAGUGAUCGAGAGAAGGAGGGGACCCACAAGUGGGUGGAUGGUACCCCCAUGACCUCAAGUUGGAGACACGUUAAACCACGCGAUGACGGCGGAGCAAGAGACUGCGUCUUAGCAGGGGAGGACGGCUGGUCUGAAGAGCCGUGUAACAGACUGCACCACUGGAUCUGUGAGAAGGUCCUAGACCUGGAUCAUCUGGAGGCUGAGCGGAACAAAGAGGGUCCGUAGACUUUGUUUGUGUUCAUGAGUGGAGAACGGUUCCUCCUUUCUGUUCUCUGUGCCGUAGAUACAGU
Messenger RNA from Gadus chalcogrammus (walleye pollock), 593 nucleotides. RefSeq names its product C-type lectin domain family 10 member A-like. The transcript has 5 exons. The record is from RefSeq and is a predicted model, not a curated record. NCBI's taxonomy places the organism in Eukaryota, Metazoa, Chordata, Actinopteri, Gadiformes, Gadidae. The coding region runs from base 142 to 528 and encodes 128 amino acids.